AUGGCCGAAGAAGCGAAUCAGCUCAAUGCGGGUGAAAUUCAACCGGAUGUCCAGGCACCAACCUCAGCCUCGACUACUGCUCUAGACGAGCUUCGAACUCGUCGGAAAGAGUAUUUAAAGUACCAGAACGAAACACAGGCUGCUGCUUUGGAGGGUAGAGCAAGCUUUCUUGCAGAUGUUGUGACUUGGGAGGACCCUGUGGCACUUGGCGAUGGUGUGGGGCUUACAUAUCGGGUUUACGCCAAAAGCCAUGAAGUUUCACAAGCAGUGAAGGGACUCCGAGAGAAUGGAUCUUCCGACGAGGUUACUAACCUUGGGAUUACCGGAAGUUUCAUUUACAUUCACGGUGGAGGUUGGAGGGUCGGAAACCUGGACUCGGAAGACUUAACAUGUCGUCGCCUGUGUCACACUUUAAAUCUCGUGGUAUUCUCUAUCAACUACCGCAAGGUACCCGAGCACCCUUAUCCUAUUCCGAUUACGGAUGCCAAAGCUGGAGUACUCGCCGUGAAUGAGCGGUAUAUUUCGAAACUCUCAAGUUUGCCUGUUAUAAUAUGCGGAUCUUCAUCGGGUGGACAUAUUGCGGGUUUGAUCACACAGGCUGCUGUGGAAGGGAGCUUGAAUAUUCGCCUUGACCGCACGGCUUUACGGGGACCUGUUACGGUCCAUCCCGAUCAUGUCCCGACUCGUUUUAAAAAAUCUUACAAUUCUUAUGAUACGAAUGAUAGCAGGGGUGAAUAUCAGGGCAUGGCGUCCAACAUGAGGAAUGGAGUGUUCGGGAUGGCUUCUAUCCCACAAGGGGUCAUUGAGACCGGACAGGCAUUCCCACUGUGGGGGGAGUUCAAAGGACACCCACGAACAUAUAUCGAAGUUUCCGACGACGACGUGCUCCUCGAUGAUGGGCUCUGCUACGCGAAAGCUCUCGAAGAAGCUGGGGUAGAAGUUAAAGUGAAAAUUCGCAAGGGUGAUCAUACGUGGUGGCUUAAGAAGUACGAUACUGACGAGGGGGCAAUUGUAGAAGAGGAUUUUGUGCGCGAAGUCGGGCUUUUGAUUUCUACACAGCUCGAAGAGCUGAGUAUCUAA
This is a messenger RNA of Orbilia oligospora ATCC 24927, 1080 nucleotides long. RefSeq lists its product as uncharacterized. Gene Ontology annotation, molecular function: hydrolase activity. The record is from RefSeq and is a predicted model, not a curated record. The transcript has 5 exons. The coding region runs from base 1 to 1080 and encodes 359 amino acids. NCBI's taxonomy places the organism in Eukaryota, Fungi, Ascomycota, Orbiliomycetes, Orbiliales, Orbiliaceae.